Molecule: messenger RNA, 850 nt
Organism: Trichobilharzia szidati
Lineage: Eukaryota; Metazoa; Platyhelminthes; Trematoda; Strigeidida; Schistosomatidae
Source: the annotation of a GenBank genome assembly
GCAUUCCAAAGAAUAUUGAAUCGCAUUUGUACACAUUCACAGUCUGUUCAACUUUUUUCAACUAGAAAAAAUGAGUAGUUGCUGUGUACUUGAAAUCCCAGUCAACACUGACAUAUCAAAGCGAAGAUAUUCUGAUCAUUUUCCACUAUUGACGUUUAUGAGAAGAGCGAUAAGAUAUUCCCGUAUCAUUUUUAUAUUGAAUGUAUUCGCAAUUGUUGUUUCUCAACUGGGGAUUGCAUUCGGUCUGACAAGUUUGAUCACACAACAAAUAAACAUUUCACAUUGGGUCAAAACUCACUCCAUAUUUCUAUAUGUGAUCACCGCGAUUUACUUUGUCCUCGAGAUAGUGUGGGCAUUUGUGAAACCAGUUUCAACAGUAUUCCCUUGGAAUCUUGUGUAUUUGAUGGUAAUGACACUCCUGUCCUCUUACAUAAUUGGAGCUGAAUCCGAAGAAUACACUGACGAUGUCCCAUUCAUUGCAUUUGCAUUCAUUUGGACGAUGUUGCAAAUCAUUGUGUCAUUCGCAAUAUUCAUCAUGAAUGAUUUCACUGAAAGUAAACUAACCAGGAUAGUGAAUGUGGUGUAUGCAGUAACGAUAUUAGUGGGUCAAAUCGCUUUCUUUCUGAGAAAUCAAACUAAAGUUGCUUUACUUAUCGCUGGGAUUAUUGGAUUUCCAAGCACAUGUUAUCUGCUUGUAAAAGAGGUGAAGUGGGUGUUUGGACAAGGCAAAUAUUUCUAUCCAGAAAACAAUGUUGUCCGUCCAGCCAGAAAUAUUUAUGGUUACUGUUGGAGUUUAUUUCUAACGAUUCUAUGGGUCUACGCGUACAGUGGAAUCAGACCUACUGUUUAG